UGUUAUUUAUUGAGUUGAUGAUAUUAGUUUUAUACUUACCGACAUUUAUUAUAAGAAAAAAAAUAGCAAACAGCUUCAGCUAUCGACUAAAUUUGAAAUACAAUUACAUAAGAAAUAAAAAAUAAAAAUGAGCAAUGUAAAUAAAAUGCCAAAAACAACUAUUAACUUGCAUGAUAUUUCUAAGAAAAAUUCAAAGAUUCCAUUUACAAAUCAUGGAUGCAAAUCAAACAAAAUAGAUGAUAAACUGAAAUCUCUUGAAUUAUCGACUAUACAAUCAGAAGAAGAUACUAAUGAUUCAUUAAUAUGUUCUAAUAUAUCAGUUCCAUCAACUGCUACAGAGUUAAUAGAAAAAUCAUCUUUAGAUAAAUCAAAUCCAGCUGAAUCAUCUUCAUUGAUAUUAGAUACAUUCAGUCAAUCAUCAGGUAUAGCAUCAAAAUUAAUACGCAGGAAAAUACCAAGAGCCGGUCACUUAAUGACUCCACGGCACCUAUGGAUCCAAUCUAUUCCGCCCAAAGCUUGUGAUGUGGUUUUAACAUUCAAUAAAACUACUGAUUAUAAAACUAUUGAAUGGGUAAAAUCACUGAUAGUAGACGAAUCUAAUGGUUUCAGUUUAUCUGUGAAUGUCCAAUAUCAUUCAUCUACAGACUCUUACUGUUUUUACUUAACAGCUUCCUUCCAUGUUCUUAUGAAAGCUGCUCAAGAUGUACAUUUACCAAAAAAAAUUAUUGGCUGUGGUGGCCUAAGAGAAUUUAUACUUUCUGAAAUGAAUAUAUUUGAAGGAAUCGAGGACCAUUCAAAUUUUUUCACUAUGCAAGAAAGACAAACAUUGAUUUUAUACAUCUUAAAUACACUUAGGGUACAAAAUUGUGAUUGGAUCACUGAACUAGUUGAAAGCCAACCAUUAAUUUCAGAAUGUAUGUCUAAUGGGAUAAUUGAACAUUUAUUUCCAGUUCAUGAAAACAAGACAUUAAAAUGGUUGCGUAUUAUCUGGGUAAAGUCUUUUUUCAGCUUGCAGCCUUUAGAUAAAGUUUGUGAUUAUUUUGGCGUCAAAAUUGCCAUGUACUUUGCAUGGAUUGGACACUAUACCGGUUCAUUAAUAUAUCCAGCUAUUGCCUAUUCUACAUUUUGGUUUGGAUUUGGAAGGCAAUUGGAUCAAUGGACGGAAGGAGUAUGGUUUGUUGUCUUGGCCUUUAUGAAUGUUAUCUGGCUGACGGUAUACUUGGAAACAUGGAAACGAUACUGUGCUGAAUUAGCCUAUCGAUGGGCUACACUAGAUCAAAGACAUCAGUUUUUGUUACAGCCUCGCUUAGAAUUUAAAGGGCAUCCACGAAUUAGUCCAAUAACUGGCAAAGCAGAACUAUGGUAUCCAAAUUGGAAACGAAGGCUAUUCAGUUAUUUUGUCAGUGCACCUAUCAUAGGUCUUUGUUUGGCAGUAGUAUUUGCUUUAACAAUAUUACAAAUAAAAUUUCAAGACUGGUGGGACUUAUAUAUUGAAACAAAUGAAUAUCCAACAUAUUUAAGUUAUAUUUCUAAAAUUAUGUUAGCACUUAUCAUCGCUGUGCUUGAUGACAUUUACAAUAUAAUUGCUGUGUGGCUUAACGAUUGUGAAAACUAUAGGCUGGACACUGAAUACGAAAACCAGCUGAUUAUCAAAGUUACACUGUUUCAAUUCGUCAACUCGUUCCUGUCUCUCUUUUACAUCGCUUUCUAUUUGCAAGACCAGGAAAGACUUAGAACGCAAUUAGCCGUGCUUUUAAUCACGAGACAGCUAAUACGCAACAUCAAAGAAUCGGCGCUCCCUUAUGUGCUGGAACAAAUUCGUUUCGCGAAAAUCAGUUUUGACUUGUUCGGUGCAUUGACACCAUCCGAUGGCCCGGCCAAACCGAAUGGUGAGCGUGUCGUGUCACAGCCGGAACUCGAAUGUUCAAUGUUUAAAUUCGAUGGUACAUUCUCCGAACACUUGGAGAUUUUCAUACAGUUUGGUUAUGUGGUAAUGUUCUCGUCAGCGUUCCCGCUGGCCGCAUUGUGCGCGUUCCUCAAUAAUCUGAUUGAAAUACGUAGCGACGCAUUUAAAAUGUGCUAUGUGUACCAAAGGCCGUUUGGUCAACGAAUCAAGGACAUCGGAAUGUGGCAGAACAUCAUGGAAGUGAUGGGAUUCAUCGCAGUGCUUGUUAACUGUGCAUUGAUUGGUCUUAGCGGUCAAGUUCACCGAUUGCUGCCUGAUAUGACUGCCAUUCAAACUGUUCUAUUGAUCGUCGCUCUUGAGCACAUAAUGUUAGCGUUCCGAUGUGCAUUGAGCUGUCUGAUUCCGGACGUACCGCAAUGGAUUGCCACUGAAAUGGCCAAGACUGAGUACAUCAGACGCGAAGCGGCGUCUUCCAAAUCACAGUGAUAAAGAGGGCUUAUACAAUCGUCGUCAGCACCGCAACGCGAUGGAUUAAAUAGAUCUCAUCGGAUUUGUUUUUAUCUAAUUUUUGUUUUAAACUGAUAUCGAACGCUUUUUAGUCAUCGUAAUUUUCAAUGGUUGGGGUAUCGUUACACAUAUUAUAUUAUUGUUUAUAUGGAUACAGGACACCGGACAUUCACACGUCCUAUAAAAACGCUAGAACAGUGUUCGCUGUAGGUACCAAUAUGUCAGUUAUUAAUUAUUAUUUAAAUAACUGGAUAUGCCUAUUAUAAUAUUAAUUAUGGUAUCACGUCAAUUGUUCGCCGAGAAUAGUUUGCUUGAUGGUUUUCGCGUGACAACUAGGUAUUUGCAGUAAAAUUAUUCGAAUACGACAAUAAUAUUGUUCACGCAUCACGCAUAAAUUGUUAGAAAAUUUGUUGUUGAAAAUAAUAAGACUUUUGAUUGUCAUGUAAUAUAUAUUAUUUUGUAAUCUAUAUACAUCAGUAUGAAUAUUAAAGGAGGUAUCUUUACCUAUUUGACCUAUUUUUGAUUUAGUUUACCUAUUUGAUUUAGUGUGAAAUGUGGUUUAUUGCGAGCACCUUUUAAAAUCUUAUCGAUAACUUAUUGUUAUAACAUUGAACUUUACAUGGAUUGUUUAAUGGGCGCAAAAAUAUUAAUGCUAAUAAUAAUGGGUUAUGCACUUAUGCAAUAGUACCUAUUAAUAAUGAUACCUGCAAUAUACUAGCACACACUUGUCACAAAAAUUAAAAAAAAAUUAUGUAUUGGUUGUAAUAACCGUACCUAUACUACAAUUGAUUAUCUUCGUAGUGUUGUAUACGAUUUUUAAUUGCAACUAUAUAUUUAAAAAUUAUAUGUACCUUAUAUUCUUACUGAUGCCCACAAACGUUAAUCUUAAAAUGUAUACGUGUAAAACUAUUUAUGAAAAAAACUAACUGAUUGAAAUGAUUGUUAGCUAUGUAAACCUAUCUUGAAUUAAUAACAUAAUACAUAAUAUACCUACAUUGAACUUGCGAAUAAUUUAUGCACGAACAAUUUCCGCGCGUACAAUUGACGAAUAAUAUGCAUAUUCAAUAUUUAUUACCUCGUCGUUUUUCAUCCACCAUAUUGUUUUCAUAAACUUUAUUAUCUUAUCACUGCGUCAUCGUUUUCAUUCAUAUUUGAACAUUUUCAUUAUUUUUAUAUCAUAGACUUUAUAUGAGUAUAAUAUAACUAUGGUUUACAAUAAUUAUUGAGUGACGUGAAACUGAUAUAUAUAUACACAGUGUACUCAAAUUAUUAUUAUUACGAAUAUCCUUAUUCGGUAUUUCUUUAUUGUACCUAUAAUUAAUAACAAAUAAUUAGUCUAAUGCGCUUUUUAUAGCACUUGUGGCCAUUUUAAAAAAAUAUUUUAAAUCAACGAUUUCCAACCUUUUUAGUUGUGCGGACUACAAAUUUUGUAAAAAAAAAAAUCUUUGAAACCAACUAAUAAUAGCACACCUAUUUUAUAUAAUAUUAAAUAAUUGUUUAUUUAAAAACAACUUUAUUUAACCUAUUCAAAAGUAAAACAACUUAAUGGGAUGUUUGACAUUACUUAUAAGUUAUAAGUUAUAAAAGUUGUCAGUUAUAACCUACGAGAGAAUUAAUAUUUAGAUUAAAACUGAAUAGUUUUAGCCUUAAAUCACUCUAAACAUUCAGUGUAUUUACUGCCUAAUUAAAAAAAAAAUAUAAAGUGGAAAAAGCUCCAUGAUUUUUCCAUUACUGGUUUAGUCAUGAUAAAAUUUCUUAUCUUGAUUUGAAAAAAAUCUCGAUUUUCCUACACGUUCAGGAUGUUUGGUUGAUAGAUGUCUUUUAAGUUUUGAGAAUUCUAUAUAUUAUUUAGAUUGCUUAUCGAAAAAAAAUCAUACACUAAUGAGACAGAGAGGUCUUCCUCAGUACUAGAAUAAACAAACUCGCAUUUUAAGAAAUCAUAGUUAUAUUUACAAAAAUAUAUUUUGAUUUUCUUCGCUAUAUUCAACAUUAACGAUUGACAUAUUAUUAACAAUCUCACUAGGUACUAUAUAGAAGACUCUGCAGACGUGGAAAUUCCUUCGUCACUUGACAGCUUCGUGUUUCGUCUUAUAGGUACGACAAGGGCCGGUCCGAAACCAACUAUCCAUAUUGACAUGAAAUGGUUAAUGCUUAAAAAAUAAAAACUUAAUAACUCACUAUAGACACAGUAUAAACUGUCGCGGAAAAAUCGGUCAAACGAUUUACUAAAACGACUAAUGCACAUGAACGUAAAACUAAAAACAAUACGCACUGCACGCUCCAUGCUGUUUGUUCAUAAUAAAACACGAUAAACAUAACAAUUAAUAACAGAUAUUAAAAAUAAACGUGUGCAAAUUACAUCAGAAAAAAAAAUAUUAUAUUCAAUAAAAUUGUUCCAUAGUGUUUAAUUGUGUAGUUAUUAUUGAUUAAAUAUAACAUUGUAUCAUACAAAUAUAAUAAUUAUUAGUAAUACCUAUUAUUUAAAUCAGAAAUAUAGACUAUCGUCUGUGUUACUAACGUAAUGUUAGUGAUAUUAUAUAAUAUGGUCCACGGCCCAGUCUCACGUUGUCCGCGGCUUUGAGGUUGGGAAUCGUUGAUCUAGGUACCCUAUUCGAUUUUUAUUUAUUUUGUCUAUGACAUUGUCGGAUUAUAAAAAUACGGUACGAUGGUGAUAAAGAUACUAAAAAAUUAUAAGAUAAUUACCGACAAACUAAUACUAUGACUAUAUAUAUAUACUAUAUGUUAAAUUGCAUAGCUAGGUUAUAGGUAGGUUAACCAUUAACCUUACCCGCUCGAUGUGCGGCUCGUUUGUAAUUAUCUUAUAUUUUGUUUUUACGUUUGUUUAAAAUUUUAAAAUUUAUUAAAUUUAGAUGUACGUUUUAUUUUCUAGUUUAUUGAAUAUAAUAGUAAUGUUGUUAUACCUUUUACAUUAAGCAUUGCUAU
This is a messenger RNA of Aphis gossypii (cotton aphid), 5356 nucleotides long. It is a transcript of the gene wwk, whose product is annotated as anoctamin-8. The record is from RefSeq and is a predicted model, not a curated record. The transcript is spliced from 16 exons. Gene Ontology annotation, molecular function: chloride channel activity. NCBI's taxonomy places the organism in Eukaryota, Metazoa, Arthropoda, Insecta, Hemiptera, Aphididae. Gene Ontology annotation, cellular component: plasma membrane. Bases 128 to 2392 code for a protein of 754 amino acids. Gene Ontology annotation, biological process: chloride transmembrane transport.